AUGUCGCUUGAGCACCUAUGCCUAGAUGAAAACCUUCCCUCUACCGUUCGAGUGCCAAAGCCCAGACAAUACGUCUUCGACUCGUUUAACUGCCCGGUUCCUUCAAUCCUUCCGCAUCUUUAUGUCACAUCCCAGGAUCAGCUCCGCCGUAGCACAAUAUUGUCCGCUUUGGGCCUCCUCUCUCUGCCCUCACGGUUUUGUUUAUGGGAGCUCACAAGCAACUUCCCAGUGGGUCACCCAUCCUGGGAUUGCUCUAGCCCCAACUUGCUUAACUUCGGAGUUCCCAUGACUCCGAAGCCAAUGAGCUCCCAAAAGACCUCUUACUAG
Messenger RNA from Prunus armeniaca (apricot), 327 nucleotides. Lineage: Eukaryota; Viridiplantae; Streptophyta; Magnoliopsida; Rosales; Rosaceae. The record is from the annotation of a GenBank genome assembly.